Durusdinium trenchii is the source of this 1554-nucleotide messenger RNA. Lineage: Eukaryota; Dinophyceae; Suessiales; Symbiodiniaceae. The record is from the annotation of a GenBank genome assembly.
AUGGCGGAGCUGGCCGAACUGCUGGAGGGUCACGUCUCCGUGGCUCUGGCGCACCGCGGCCUUCAGCCCUGGCGCCUGCGCCAAGAAGAAAGGCGCCUCUAUGGACCCCGGCUUGCGGCGAUGAGCAGCACCUGUGCCUCGGUGAAGCUGCGUGGGCGAACGAGCGCCACACGGCUGCGUCUCCACGCGGAGGUGACGAGUCCGGAGUCGAUGGCAGUCGACCUGGAGGUCUUGAAGCGAACUGCUGGUCCCUUGGAGUAUGAGCUCUACCUGGAUGGUCGUUUCUUCCAGCGCCACGUGGCCGGUGACGCAGCCGGUGCGGCCGCCGAGAACGCGCACGUGGUCGAAUUCCAGCUACCGCAUGGAGAGAAGCUACUAGAGCUAUGGUUGCCCUGCUCAGUGCCCCUGACCCUGCUCUCCUUAGAGACUGAUGGGCCCUCCGUCUCGCCGGUGGAUGAUGAUCGUCCGGUCUGGAUUUGCUAUGGCAGCUCCAUCACACAUGGAGGGCCCAGUGGAUCUUCAGCUAGCAACAGUUGGCCAGCGCUGCUGGCGCGGGCAGCCCAUUUCAAGCUCCUCAACCUGGGCUUCGGGGGCGAGUGUUACCUGGACCCCGCCGUGGCCUUUGUGAUUCGCGACGCUCCCUGUGAGCUCAUCACUUUGGAGGUCGGCAUCAACAUUCAAACAACGGCGGCCAUGAACAAGCGGACCUUCCCUGCUGCCGUCUAUGGCUUCAUCCACAUCAUCCGUGAAAAGCACCGCACGGUGCCCAUUGUGGUGAUCUCACCCUUGCGCUACGAACCGCUGGAAGCACGCGCUCCAGUUGGGACGUCAGAGUUCAUGUCGUUGCAAGAGCUGCGAGCAAGCUUGUUCUCCUGCGUGGAGACCCUCAUUGAGCUUGGUGAUCAGAAUAUUUUCUACUGUGAUGGCUUGGAGCUGCUACAUGAGCCCGAGCUCUUCUUCGAUGGGCUGCAUCCUGGCCCCAGAGGUCAAAGGAGGAUCGUGGAGCGGCUUUGGCCCACGCUCCGGCCGCUCGUGGGUGCGAGCACCCAGGAGCACUUCGAGCUGCCCGAAGAGCUGCCCAGCGAGGCCAAUGAGCUCACAGGCGCCUAUGUGGUGGACAUGCCAGGGGAGGGAAGAUCUCGCAUGGUGCUCCAGCUCCAUCGGUCGCAGCUGGUGGCGCUCAGCGAGCGCCGCGACUGGCCUCCGGCUCCGCUGCAGCGACGUGAUGACUUCGUGUUCGUUCUGAACAUGCCUGGAGUUUGGGGGCAGGUGAAGGAGAAAGCGAUCACCUUCAGCAACGGAGUGCUGUGUGGCAUCGCCAGUCUGUGCAACUGUGUGGAGAAAAAAACAGAUCCUGCCGGGCGGCAGGAUCUGUCCGAGACUUUGGGCGAUGGCAUCAGGUGCGCGCCGUACUUCGCGGUCCCUCGUGCUGACGAAUCGUGGCCGCGGUCGGCCGCGCUCGGCCGAGUGGCCGUCCGCUCGAGAGAGGCGGAGCGCGGCCGGCCAUCGCGGAGCGCAGGAUGGGUGGAUUUGUUCUUGGAGCGCGGCCUGUGA